Molecule: messenger RNA, 2229 nt
Organism: Acanthochromis polyacanthus (spiny chromis)
Lineage: Eukaryota; Metazoa; Chordata; Actinopteri; Pomacentridae
Gene: fli1rs
Product: Fli-1 proto-oncogene, ETS transcription factor-related sequence
Exons: 10
Coding region: 333-1727 (464 amino acids)
Biological process (GO): cell differentiation; regulation of transcription by RNA polymerase II
Cellular component (GO): nucleus
Molecular function (GO): DNA-binding transcription factor activity, RNA polymerase II-specific; sequence-specific DNA binding
Source: RefSeq, a predicted model, not a curated record
CGCGUAAAAGCGCGUUUCUAAACGUUUUGAGGUGUUUUUUUUUUUCUUCUUCCACCUAAUUGCUGCGUUCAAUCGUCCCGCACAAUCCACGGAACCGCGAACAAAAAUAAGGCACGAAGAGUGAAACUGCUGCACAUUUCAGCGGGCUGACAAACCCUUUGUUUCUUUACGGAAGAGUCAGUUAACGCAGGGAUGCAGCGCUUCUGGGCAGGUGUCCCUGAAGGCGCCGCGGAUCAAACCGGAGCAGGAGGACCUUCAGAUGACUGGAAGCGCUGUCUGUGGUGAGUGAGGAUCAGCCCAUAUUCGAGCCGCCCUACACCGCUGCCCCGGUCAUGCACGUAAAGGUGGAGAUGAUGUCGCCUGGCGGGUACAGCCAGACCUCCAGACAGAGUCCAGAGCCCACCGAGCCGGAGUGGGGGGGCUCAGCGGCACAAAACGCCGGAAAGAGAGGCGAACACGUCAACGGGACCAGCCGGGAGUCUCCGGUGGACUGCAGCGUCACCAAGCGCUCUAGACACAUGAGCAGCGACGGGGCCCCGCUGCCGUACCAGGCCUCGUACCCGGAGCCUCGGGUCAGCCCCCAGACCGCCACCCCGCCCAGCAGCACCACCGAGGAGAAGAGGGUCAUCGUGCCGGCAGAUCCUGAGGUUUGGACGCAGGACCACGUACGGCAGUGGUUGGACUGGGCCAUCAAGGAGUAUGUCCUGGAGGAGGUGGACGUUGUGCUGUUCCAAGCACUCGACGGCAAGGCCCUGUGCAAGAUGACUAAAGAAGACAUGAUGCGGCUCACGUCGGCCUACAACGCAGACAUCCUCCUCUCACACCUCAGUUACCUCCGACAGAGUAGCCCCACGUUCUCGUACUCCUCCAAUCCCACAAACACUCCACCUCCACCACCACAACAGCAGCAACCACCCAGACUGCAGGUCAAAGCAGAGAGCGGUUUUGAUGAGAUCAGCCGCAGGAACAGCUGGCCGCCAAACACCAUGACUGCAGUGCCCAAAGGUUCUUCCAUGGAGCACCAACACAGCACACGAGUUACAGAACCUCCUUCAAGAAUUGUACAAGAUCCGUAUCAAACAUUAGGGCCCAUCAGCAGCCGACUGGCCAACCCAGAAGGCCAAGCCCUCAGCUCAUCCAAGAACCGAACGGGCAAACAAAGUCCAUACAAGCUCCCUGACCCCAGCGCUCACAGGCCUGUGGGCUCGGGGCAGAUCCAGCUGUGGCAGUUCCUCCUGGAACUGCUGUCUGACAGCAACAAUGCCAGCAUCAUUACCUGGGAGGGCACAAACGGCGAAUUCAAGAUGACCGAUCCAGACGAGGUGGCCAAGCGCUGGGGCGAACGCAAGAGCAAGCCCAACAUGAACUACGACAAGUUGAGCCGUGCCCUGCGCUACUACUACGACAAGAACAUCAUGACGAAGGUCCACGGCAAACGCUACGCCUACAAGUUUGACUUCCAGGGCAUCUCACAGGCACACCAGAAUCACGCUGCAGAAGGCGGGAUUGUUAAGUACCAGACUGAGAUGUCUUACGUGCAGCCCUACCACAGCCACCAGCCCAAAAUGAACUUCAUGGGUGGCCAUCCUGCGCCUAUGCCCGUCUCCCCCGGCAACUUCUUCGGCCCUCCGUCGACAUACUGGAACUCACCAAACAGCCCCAUCUACCCUGGGUCAGCCAUGACCAGACAUCCUGCCACUCACUCCCACCUGAGCUCGUACUACUGAGGACGUUCAUUUCGCACCCAAACAGGACGACACAGGAGACAAACCCAAGUGUGCUACAAAACAAACGCACCCGGCAGCACGUGAGCUGAACCCUGUCUGAAAUGAAGGUGGUAUGACGCUACGGUCCGUGUUGUAAAGGCAUUAUGAUGUCGUCUUCAUCACAUUCCUUCUCAAAAAUGGACAAAAAGUGAGGUUUAAUUAACUCUGGCAUUGUACUCUUGCAAGAGUUUUAAGAAUAUACCGAUGACAUACUGUAUUAACGGUUACUCAGUUAUGAAAGUUUUCUUCACAUUUGUAAGUACUUCGUUUGAUAUUACCUGUUGCAAAGAUAAAAGUAUUUGCUGUGUGAGUAGCAUAACGGUUUUAUAACUUUCCACGUCACAGGUCGAAACUGCAGUUAUGACAUUCAAAGACCUGACAUUUUGUAAAAGAAUUUGUACAGAAUGAUGUAGCAAUGAAACAUUUAAGCAUGAUGUAAAGCUAAUAAAUAACGCUUGCACCA